Messenger RNA from Strigops habroptila (Kakapo), 4481 nucleotides. RefSeq names its product endoplasmic reticulum membrane sensor NFE2L1. Gene Ontology annotation, biological process: regulation of transcription by RNA polymerase II. The coding region runs from base 352 to 2646 and encodes 764 amino acids. Gene Ontology annotation, molecular function: RNA polymerase II cis-regulatory region sequence-specific DNA binding; DNA-binding transcription factor activity, RNA polymerase II-specific. The record is from RefSeq and is a predicted model, not a curated record. The transcript is spliced from 7 exons. Gene Ontology annotation, cellular component: nucleus. Lineage: Eukaryota; Metazoa; Chordata; Aves; Psittaciformes; Psittacidae.
CCUCCCUUUCGCGGGCGCCGAUUGGUGCCGGCGCCGCGCGAGGCGGGAGGGGGCGGUGGUUGGCCAGGGCGGGGAGCGGGAGCGGGGCCGGCGGCGGGGCCGGGGCCGGGACCGGGAGCGCGGUCGCGACCGGCGGCGAGCGGCUGCUGAUGAAACCGCAGCCGGGAGCGGAGGAGUCUUUGGACCUUCCUAUGAGCGGGACCUUUGGCUCGUAAAAGGCGCCUUCAAGAAGCUUCAGGGAAGGGAGGAGAAGGGACAAAGGAGCGGCCGGAGGAGGGAGCAGCCCCCGUCCUGGAGCAGGGGGGCCUGGGGGGCUGCAGGAAGCCGCUGUAUGUGGAGGGUUUGGACAAAAUGCUUUCUCUGAAGAAAUACUUCACCGAAGGCCUCAUCCAGUUCACCAUCCUGCUCAGCUUGAUCGGCGUGCGCGUGGACGUGGACACCUACCUGAACUCACAGCUCCCCCCGCUCCGGGAGAUCAUCCUUGGCCAGAGCUCCGCUUACACCCAGACCCAGUUUCACAACCUGAGGAACACCUUGGACGGUUAUGGCAUCCACCCAAAGAGCGUAGACCUGGACUAUUACUUCACCGCUCGCAGGCUGCUCAACCAGGUGAGGGCCCUGGACAGGUUUCAGGUGCCCACCACCGAAGUCAGUGCCUGGUUGGUGCACAGAGACCCCGAAAGCUCCGUGGCUGGUGCUCAGCCCAGCGCCGGCAUCGCCCUCGAGAACAGCGGCGGCCUCCAGGAUGGGAGCAGCCCCGACGCCGGGGUGAGGGAGAGCGGAGCUGAGCAAGGCUUUGGGGAAGAACUGGAAGAUCUGGGAGCGGUGGCUGCCCCUGCGAAUGGAGACCUGACCAAAGAGGACAUCGAUUUGAUUGACAUCCUGUGGAGACAGGAUAUCGAUCUCGGCGCUGGGCGAGAGGUUUUCGACUACAGCCACCGGCAGAAGGAGAGCGAAGUGGACAAAGAGCUGAGCGAUGGGAGGGAGUGCGGGGACGGCUGGAGGAGAGACGUCCUGGACAGGAACCUCCUAGUUGAUGGAGAGACCGGCGAGAGUUUCCCUGCGCAGGUGCCUGGUGCGGAGGAUCAGACAGCCCUGUCCCUGGAGGAGUGCCUUAGGCUGCUGGAGGCCACCUUCCCGUUCGGGGACAAUUCGGAGUUUCCAGCUGCGGAUGUGUCCACCCUGAGCGAAGCCGUGCCCGGCGAGAGCCGGCCCGCGGGCGGCCAGCCCGGCCUCCUGCCCCCCCUGCUCGCCGAGGCCGAGUCACCCUUCGACCUGGAGCAGCAGUGGCAGGACCUCAUGUCCAUCAUGGAGAUGCAGGCUAUGGAAGUGAACAGCACGACCGCUGAGCCCCUGUACAACGGCACGAGCGGGGACCUGCUGGCCUCCAACUACAGCCUCGCCCCCAACACUCCCAUCAACCAGAACGUCAGCCUGCAUCAGGCCUCCCUGGGUAGCUGCUCGCAGGACUUCUCCCUCUUCAGCUCGGAGAUCGAAAGCCCCUCCAUGGCCGGCGGCUCGGCCCUGCUCCAGCUGGCGCCGGACAACUCCACCGGCCUCAACAGCACCUUCGGCUCCACCAACCUGAGCGGCAUCUUCUUCCCCCCGCAGCUCAAUGGCACGGGCAAUGAGACGGCGGCCCCCGAGCUGCCCGACCCGCUCGGGGGGCUCCUGGACGAAGCCAUGCUGGACGAGAUCAGCCUGAUGGACUUGGCCAUCGAGGAAGGGUUCAACCCAGUGCAGGCCUCGCAGCUGGAAGAGGAGUUUGAUUCCGACUCAGGUCUUUCUCUGGAUUCUGGCCACAGUCCUGCUUCUCUGAGCAGCUCCGAAGCCUCUUCCUCGUCGUCUUCUUCCUCCUCGUCCUCUUCCUCCUCCUCGUUUUCGGAGGAAGGAGCUGUCGGCUACAGCUCAGACUCGGAAAACGUGGACUUUGAAGAAGCGGAAGGGGCGGUUGGAUACCAGCCAGAGUACAGCAAGUUCUGCCGCAUGAGCUACCAGGACCCGUCGCAGCUCCCCUACCUGCCUUACCUGGAGCACGUUGGCCACAACCACACCUACAACAUGGCACCGGGCGCCCUGGAUCCCGAGGAGCCCAAAGUGCCCAGCGGCGGGAAGAAGAGCAGCAAGGAGAAGCCGUCCGAGUUCCUGGAUAAACAGCUGAGCAGAGACGAGCAUCGAGCCAGGGCCAUGAAGAUCCCUUUCACCAACGACAAGAUCAUCAACCUGCCCGUGGAGGAGUUCAACGAGCUCCUCUCCAAGUACCAGCUGAGCGAGGCUCAGCUGAGCCUCAUCCGCGACAUCAGGAGGCGAGGCAAGAACAAGAUGGCUGCGCAGAACUGCCGCAAGAGGAAGCUGGACACCAUCCUCAACUUGGAACGGGACGUGGAGGACUUGCAACGGGACAAGUCCAAACUGCUCAGGGAGAAAGUGGAAUUCCUUAAAUCCAUCCGGCAGAUGAAGCAGAAGGUGCAGAACCUUUACCAGGAGGUGUUCGGCCGCCUGCGGGAUGAGAACGGGCAGCCCUACUCGCCCAGCCAGUACGCGCUGCAGUACGGCACCGACGGCAGCGUCCUGCUGAUCCCGCGCGGCGGCGCCGAGCAGCCGGCGCGGCGCCAGGACCGCAAACAGAAGGACCGGAGGAAGUGACGGGAUCGGCGCCGCGGGAGGAGCGGGACACACGUUCACCAGGGAGAACUGGAGAAGGGCUGAGCCUGGAAGUACUUAGAGGGAACUUUCCUGCCUUCUUAUCCGAUAUUAUCUUCUCGAAACCACAACCCCCACCAAACCCAACCCACGCCACUAAAGGUGACUGCUGCCGGCGGGACACGCUGCGCGAGCUGCAGGCGGAGCGCUGGGGGCUGCCCGCGGCCGGAAUUCCACAGCCUUGGAAUGCUUUGAGCGCAGGACACGGGCUGGGCAGCACGGGCGGUGGGAUUGGCAGAGGCGGAGAAACAAACUACUGUUAGGAACUGGCUUUAAAUAAGAGAGAGAGAGAAAACAAAAAGAGAUUUAAGCAGAAUGAACUUAAACCAAGUGAUAGGAGAGACAUUUUUCUGAACUUCCAAAGUUCUGUGAUUUCAGGUAGUUGGUUUAUUUUAUUUGAUUUUUUUUUUUUUUUUUUUUUUUCUUUUCCUCCUCUAUUUUAUUUUCCCUUUUUAUUAUUUUCGGGUUCUUUUUUUUUUGCUCCCCUUUUUCCCUCAACCCCUUUUUUGCCAUCGGUGUGUGUGACUCGAGCCGACCGAAUCCCAGCGGUACCCAACAUCCCUUCCCAGAGCCGAGCAGCCGUGACUUCCAUUAACCCUUCCCAGCCUUCCGGAAGCUCGCAGGGAGAACCGGGUACGUGCGGAGGGGUUUGGGAAAGGGGGGAGGGAUGGGACUGGAGAGGGAUAACCGGGUGUCCCCCCCCCCGGUUCAUCACCACACUCGGAGCAUGUCACUGCCGCCGCGCCAGCGCCGUGCUGGGCCGGCACACGCAGCAGCCUGCAUGCAAACGCUGUCACCUCCCACCCGAGGGCCGGGAGCUGCUGGGCAAGAAGGUUGGGGGGUCAUUGGGGGCUCCCCCCUCACCCCCCGGCAGUGCACAGCACAAGGGGAGCAGAGGGUUUAAACCCCCCCCCCCCCCAUCCCCAAGCCGUGGGCUUGUCACUUAUAGAACUUAUAGACAGCCGUUAGGAUUCCUGUUCCGUAACCGCGCUUUGAUUUCUUGGGGCUUCAGCCCUGGUUUUUCCCUCUCGGGUCUUGAGUGCUUGUGUUUGAGUAAAACAAAACAAGGGAGAAGCCCGAACGUUCAAAGCUGCUCAAUGUUCUCUUUGCCAUAAAGAUUCCGUGUAACCGUGUGAUCACAUUAUAGGAUUCUCUUCUGUCCCUAGGUGUUGGUCUGACUUCCUUUGUUUUCAGGAGGGGGGUGGGGGUAGUGCCUUGAUCACUGUCCGUCUCCGCCACGGAGGCGAUCCUAGAAGCUGGAUUUCCAGUAUAGCACAGCUGGGAGCGAACCGACUUUACCAGCAACUGACAAAAACCAAGCUUACAAACAAACACAACAAAAAAAAAAGGCUUUUUCCAAGCCAGUCCUGUGCGUGUGGGUCGGGCUGAGGGAAGGACUCGGGCUGGUAACUCAAGGGAAGGAAACCUGGUGCAGGCAGGAGAGAGGCCUGGAGUGGCCGUGGCGGGGAAAAGGUGGUUGGAUCUCGGGGCUGGGGGGGGUCGGUGGUGGUGGGAUGAGCCCGGGAUGGCCUCAGCCCUGAGCAAUCCCAUCCCGCGCUCCUUGAGCUCCAAUGGCUGGCCUUGGGCACGAGACGAAGCACAAGAGAGGUGGAGCUGUGGGUGCGGGGAGGUUGGAAGGGAGCCCUGCGCGGAUGUGUUAAAUUAUUUUUCCUCUUAGAAACUUUUAUUUGGAAUGCUCUGUGACCUGUCAGGGAAAGAAGAGAGAUUGUGUGAGCACAGGACAAAAAAAAAAAUAAAACGGCUUAUUCACUGUACGA